This is a messenger RNA of Cucurbita maxima (winter squash), 1125 nucleotides long. RefSeq names its product ER lumen protein-retaining receptor. Gene Ontology annotation, biological process: endoplasmic reticulum to Golgi vesicle-mediated transport; protein retention in ER lumen. Gene Ontology annotation, cellular component: membrane; cis-Golgi network; endoplasmic reticulum. Bases 182 to 829 code for a protein of 215 amino acids. The record is from RefSeq and is a predicted model, not a curated record. Gene Ontology annotation, molecular function: ER lumen protein retrieval receptor activity. Lineage: Eukaryota; Viridiplantae; Streptophyta; Magnoliopsida; Cucurbitales; Cucurbitaceae. The transcript has 7 exons.
CGCAGAGGACAGGGGUAAGGGUAACAACCGAAAACGGCAAUCGGGAAGCUUCUCUGCUCCAUUUUUUCCGACUUCUGAGGUUGCGGUUUCAUCAAUCUCAGCCCAGAAGGAUUCUAUUCAGAGCUCAGAUUUUGAGAUCGGCUUCCUAUUCGCUUCAUCAGACGAGAUCUAAUCCAAAAAGAUGAAUAUCUUUCGAUUAGCGGGUGAUAUGACUCACCUGGCUAGCGUUCUCGUCUUGCUCCUCAAGAUCCACACCAUCAAAUCUUGUGCCGGCGUUUCUUUAAAGACUCAAGAGCUUUAUGCAAUUGUUUUUACAACCCGCUACUUGGAUAUCUUUACCGACUUCAUAUCUCUAUAUAAUACGGUCAUGAAGUUAAUAUUCUUGGGGAGUUCAUAUUCAAUUGUUUGGUAUAUUAGACGUCACAAGAUCGUUCGCCGGUCGUAUGACAAGAGCCAAGAUACUUUCCGUCAUGUUUUCCUAAUCUUACCUUGCGUUGUCUUGGCUCUACUUAUCAAUGAAAAGCUUACUUUCAAGGAGGUCAUGUGGACAUUUUCUUUGUACCUGGAAGCUGUUGCGAUCCUCCCUCAGCUCGUACUUCUACAACGAACAAAGAAUAUUGACAAUUUGACUGGCCAAUAUGUGUUUCUUCUUGGUGCAUACCGAGGUUUAUACAUUGUCAACUGGGUCUACCGAUACUUCACAGAGCCUCACUUUGUCCACUGGAUAACUUGGAUUUCCGGGCUCGUGCAGACGCUACUUUAUGCGGAUUUCUUCUACUAUUAUUUCCAAAGUUGGAAGAACAACCAAAAGCUCCAAUUGCCAGCUUAAGAACUCGAAAGGGAUGGAAUAUAUAUAAAGGAGAAUUAACUUCAUUUAUGGCAUUCAGUUGUAUUUGUCUGUUCACAUUUAUCACAAAAAAAUCCUGAUCUUUCUUGAACCCCCCAACUCAUGUUGUUCUCUAUGUUUAGACGAUUUUUGAGAGUGCAGGUGCUUUUAUUUCUACUAAAUUCAUAGAGAAUACAUGUUUGUAAGUUUGUUUUGUAAAGAUUCUCAAUCUCCAUCCACGACCACAUCUGAGCAAUCUUUUGAAAUUUUAUGAUGGCUUCGAGGGGUUUAGAUAUCCA